CUUCCUUCGUCCUGGCCAUGAGAGGCACCGGCAGCGGCAGCCGUGCUCCCCCGGUCCCCCGCUCCGCCGCCCCGGCUGCGCCCCACUCGUCUCCCCGCAAGUGAGGAGCAUGAGGCGAGACCUCGCCGAGUGACGAGGCGCUGUUGCAUCUGCGAUGGAGCCUGGUGCCUGCAGGAUGCCUCUCCUGGCCUCCUCCAUCCACUCGCUGCAGCUAUGGCACUUCCUCCUCCUGGUCUCAGCUGUCCCUCCGCCCGCUGCCUGGUCCCUGCGCCCUCGCAGCCCCGUGGCCACCCGGCCUCUCUGCGCUCGUCGGAGUCCCUCUGCCCACCGGCCCAUUUGCAUCUGGGACAGGACCUCGCUGCCGGAGCGGGAUUUGCGCCUCACGGCGCCGCGCCAGCGGGCCCUGUCCCCCCGCGGUGGGGACCUGCGCCACGCCGUGCGGCUGAGACGCCAGGCAGCGGGGGCCCGGCCCGCCACCCCCUCUGGUUUCGAGGACGGCAUGCCCUCCUCCCAGUACCCCUGGGCCAUCGUGUGGGGCCCCACGGUGUCGGAUGAGGACGGAGGGGAUGCCAACUCAGCCAACCCGGGCUUCCCACCGCUGGGCUACACCUUCGUUUCACCACGGGGCAUGGCGACGGCGCAGCCCAACUCCCACUCGCUGCUGCACAACGCGGGGCUCAACCUCCGCGAGACCCCAGCCACCCUACGGCCGUUCCUGUUUGGGCCCCGGGGGGAAGGUGUGGACCCCCAGCUCUACGUCACGAUCACCAUCUCUAUCAUCAUUGUCCUGGUUGCCACCGGGAUCAUAUUCAAGUUCUGCUGGGACCGCAACCAGAAGCGCCGGCGCCACUCCGGGCAGCAGAGUGGUGGGAGGCAGCAGGAGAGCCAGCAGCCCCUCACGGACCUGUCCCCCACCACUGUCAGCAUCCUGGGGCCCUACGGCGACUCCCUGACCCCCACCCCCGAGGCGGAGGAACCCAGGCAUGGGCAGGAGGGUGUGGAGAAACUGGGGGGCCACGGGAAAAGCACUGCCUUCCAGCUCAACCGAAUCCCACUGGUGAACCUGUGAUGCACACGGGAGAAGCAGAGCUGGCUCCCCCACCCUCCUGUCACAACCGGGGAGCCCACACUUCUGCCGCCUCUGCUACCCCAGGAAAAAAAAAAACAAACAAUCUCCUUGUGCCACGGCCCGCUGCCACCGUUGUUAACUAACUCCACCGGGACGUGCCUGGGCAAAUGGACGAGCUGGGCCUCGCUAGAGUCCUGCGGGGGGAAAGUUGGGGACCCCCCCGAGCAGGACAGGAGGAUGAGCGAGCAGGAUGGUGGGAGGGAAGGCAGCUGGCAGUGGUGUGAAAUCGUAGCCUGCCCUGCCCCUGUCCUCGCACACACGCACACGCACUCUUUGACCUCCGUGACUCUCCCACCAGUGCAUGCCUGACGUCGGGGGUAGGCGAGGUGGAAAGGUGUACCCCUGUCCCCGUGGGCCCGAGCCCCUCUGUGUGUCCCUUUCCAUGUUGUGUGCUUUGACGUGAACGUCUGGAGUUCAGUGGCUGCAGCGAUGCCUGCUGGGGUUCGGUCACCCCGAGCCAGGGCUCAGGUGAUGGCAGGUCCUUCUGUUCCCAAGGUCUUGGCCUUCCCGAGGGUCCCAGGAGUGGGUGAGUCUUGGGAAGAAGAGGCUUAUAUAGCACCUGACCCCCCUCAGCAACACAUUUCCUUGAAGGAAACAUUGCCCUGCCUUUAAUAUUCAUAUCUUCCCAUCUCCUUUCUGCCUAACACUCCUGUUUUCUGUCUUCAGCUUGUAUCUUUCAUCUCUCAGUCCCCAAUGUUUCUAUUCUUUUCUCUCCAUUCCUCCUCCCCUCCUUUCUUGCCAGUUAAGGUUGGAAGAAGUUCCUUUUGCUUUCCAAAUGUUUUGAUCUCUUGGAAGCCUCCUCGCUGUCCCUUUUCACCCCCUCAGUCUACUUCAUCAAGGUUUUAUCUCUACUCUAUGGAGGUGUUCUUUAGAAAAUCAUAGGUGAAGCCUUCUGCCCAUGACGUCAUUUAGCAAGGGUUCUGUCCAUUGAGAUACUGCCAAAGCAGCUAAAAGUGUCACAAGCAGAUAUAGCUGGGCACAAGGAGCAUGAGUUUGGCUGGGCUGGGGUAGGGAAUUGCUUUCGAACACUCCUGUCACAGGCAACAAGCAGCUGAGAUGACUCUGUUUGCCUAGGAUGGCAAAGAGCAAUUUAUAGAUGACCUCGGGAGCGUUUGGAGGGUUGCCAUGUACUGCUGGUAGGUUUCUCCUGGAAUGCCUCGUGAGACAACACUUGCCAAGGGCAUGAGAGAGGGGGUAUCUAUGCUGCAACCAGGCAUGGGAGGCCGAUUUCCAUGACAGUCCAUUGACAAUGACAAUAGUUGCCCUCUCUUGGCUUUUGUGGACACCUUCAAAAAAAUUUACAAACCCACGCUGACAGCCACGGAACUGAAAUGAUGCUGAUUUAGGUAAGGUCACCCCUAUGGUAUACAAACACCUUCAGUUGCUGGGCUGAUUGUGUCCAGAGAUGGGAAACUCACCCACAAUUUGAAGGCUCUAGUGCAUCAUACAAGGUCUUUGACAAAAAGUUUUCUGUCAUCUCAGAGAAUAGGAAAUCGCCUUCCACCCUUU
This is a messenger RNA of Cygnus atratus (black swan), 2638 nucleotides long. It is a transcript of the gene PIANP, whose product is annotated as PILR alpha associated neural protein. The transcript has 6 exons. Lineage: Eukaryota; Metazoa; Chordata; Aves; Anseriformes; Anatidae. The record is from RefSeq and is a predicted model, not a curated record. Gene Ontology annotation, biological process: regulation of immune response. Gene Ontology annotation, cellular component: membrane. Bases 155 to 1069 code for a protein of 304 amino acids.